AUGAAGAAGGGCUUGGAGGGGGGGGGGGGGGGGGGGGGUGUCACAAACACAGCGAAAAUGCGGUCUGCUUCUUGGGCGCUCACUCUCCUCUUCCCCGUAUGGGCAACGGCGGAGAAAUGGACUCUCUGGAACUCCCUGACAUGCGAGCAGCAGCUCGAGGAAUAUGACGGUCUCUCAUUUUCGCGAUUUGCCGUCUACAACGACCACAUCGACUGCUUCGACUUCGCGGACAACGUCGUGGCCAACGCAGUCGCCCAGACAAAGGACAGCUUCUGCCAGGUGUACACCAGCACCGGCUGCAAUGGCGACGAGGUCCAGCUUUCUUGCACUGCCGACAACCUCUUUGAUCCUCAAUACUGCUGCACCGACACCACUGAGGGCAUCAGGUCAGCCAGAUGCUGGGCCCUGUAG
Messenger RNA from Trichoderma reesei QM6a, 411 nucleotides. RefSeq lists its product as uncharacterized. The transcript is spliced from 2 exons. Bases 1 to 411 code for a protein of 136 amino acids. The record is from RefSeq and is a predicted model, not a curated record. NCBI's taxonomy places the organism in Eukaryota, Fungi, Ascomycota, Sordariomycetes, Hypocreales, Hypocreaceae.